GCUGUGCGGCGCGAUCCGCGCUCCCCGACGGGGCGGCCGGCGGCGGGACGGAGCGGAGCGGUCCGGCGGCACCGCCACCAGCACUCGGGGUGCUUGUGUCUGCGCUCCGGCCUCGCCUCUGCGCGGGGAAGAAACCCGACUUUUUGUUUCCCGAUCCUCGUUGUUUCAUUUUUUUCCUCCUUUUUUUUUCCCCCCAAUUCCUUUGCUGCGAUCGCUCGAGGACCUCGCGGCGGUGACGGCGGGACGGAACGAAACAAACUCCUUUUGCACCUAUUUUGUGCUUCAUUUCUUCGAUUUUCAAUUGUGGUUGGCUUUUGCAUUUUUUUGCCUCCUGUUCGGGGUUUUUCGGGGGUUCUUUUUGUUGGGGCUUUUUUUUUUUUCCCUCCUUUCCCCCUCCCCACACUUUCGAUUUUUAUUUUUUAUUAUUAUUAUCAUUACAAUUAUUUCUUUUUUUCUGCGGAACUUUGGAGGAUCCCUGCCCGGCUUUUAGCAUGAUGUCGUACCUUAAACAGCCCCCUUAUGGCAUGAACGGGCUGGGGCUGACGGGCCCCGCCAUGGACCUGCUGCAUCCCUCCGUGGGGUACCCCGCCACCCCACGGAAGCAGCGGCGGGAGCGCACCACCUUCACCCGCUCGCAGCUGGACGUGCUGGAGGCACUCUUCGCCAAGACCCGGUACCCCGACAUCUUCAUGCGGGAGGAGGUCGCCCUCAAGAUCAACCUGCCCGAAUCCCGAGUCCAGGUCUGGUUCAAGAACCGCCGUGCCAAGUGCCGGCAGCAGCAGCAGAGCGGCAGCGGGGCCAAGAGCCGGCCGGCCAAGAAGAAGUCAUCGCCGGCUCGCGAGAGCUCGGGAUCAGAGAGCAGCGGGCAGUUCACGCCGCCGGCCGCGGCCUCCAGCUCAGCCUCCUCGUCCUCCUCCAGCUCUGCCUCGUCGGCCCCAGCCGGUGCCCCGGCAUCCCUCAGCACCCCGGCGUCGUCCAUCUGGAGCCCAGCGUCCAUCUCUCCCGGUGCGGCACCAGCAGGGGUGACGGUGCCCGAGCCCCUGCCGCCGGCAGCCGCGUCCUGCAUGCAACGUGCCGGCCCCACCGCCGCCGCUGCCUCCACCAGCUACCCCGUGUCCUACGGCCAAGGCGGGGGGUACGGGCAGGGUUACCCUGCGCCGCCCUCCUCGUCCUAUUUCGGAGGCGUGGAUUGCAGCUCCUACCUGGCGCCCAUGCACUCCCACCACCAUCCCCACCAGCUCAGCCCCAUGGGGCCCUCCUCAGUGCCCGGCCACCACCACCACCACCCACUGAGCCAGAGCUCAGGCCACCACCACCAUCAUCACCAUCACCACCACCACCAGGGUUAUGGCAGCACCGGGCUGCCCUUCAACUCUUCCGACUGCCUGGACUACAAGGAGCCUGCCGCUGCCGCCGCUGCCUCCUGGAAGCUCAACUUCAACUCCCCCGACUGCCUCGACUACAAGGACCAGGCGUCCUGGCGCUUCCAGGUCUUGUGAGGGGCUGACCGCCAUCCCCCCCACAAGCUGCCGUGGACCCCUCGCCCAGGGUCUUCCCACCACCUCCCGGGCAGGACUCUGGCUCCGGCUCUUCCUCCGUCUCCUCCUCUCCCCUCUUCAUUUGCAGUGGUGAUGCCCCGGGGUGGGGGUCCUGCCACCCCCAUCUCUACUGACUGAUAUUUAUUUGCUUCCUGCACCCCUCCAGCGGGUUUAUUAUAAUUAUUAUUUUUUUAAACGCAACAGAAGAGGAGUUUAAAAAAGAAUAAUAAUAAUAAUAGUAAUAAUAAUGCAAAGCCGAGCGUCUCCCCUGCUGCCCCCCGGGCAGAGGCGCAGGCUGGCUCCUGCCCUUCCGGUGCCCCCCCAGAUUCAAGUGGGGACCCUCACACCCUCCUCCGGGUGCGGGAGCCCCCCGGCUCGCCGGUCCUGUACAGCCUCUUGCCGCUGGGAGCGGUGGGAUCAAUGUAAAUACUGGGUCCGUUCCAGUGACCACGAUUGUUUUUAGUUGAUGCUGUCGGGUUGGCGUUUCUCUAGAGUCUAACAUGGAGCAGAACUUUAAAAAAAAUCCUUUUUUUUUUUUUUUUUUUUAAUCUUAAUUUUAA
Molecule: messenger RNA, 2098 nt
Organism: Pezoporus flaviventris
Lineage: Eukaryota; Metazoa; Chordata; Aves; Psittaciformes; Psittacidae
Gene: OTX1
Product: orthodenticle homeobox 1
Exons: 4
Coding region: 492-1499 (335 amino acids)
Biological process (GO): multicellular organism development; regulation of transcription by RNA polymerase II
Cellular component (GO): nucleus
Molecular function (GO): DNA-binding transcription factor activity, RNA polymerase II-specific; RNA polymerase II cis-regulatory region sequence-specific DNA binding
Source: RefSeq, a predicted model, not a curated record